AUGGCUGCGGGCGUGGCUGACCACCUGCCCUUCUUCUUCGGCAACAUCACGCGGGAGGAGGCGGAGGACUACCUGGUGCAGGGCGGCAUGGGCGACGGGCUGUACCUGCUGCGCCAGAGCCGCAACUACCUGGGCGGCUUCGCGCUGUCGGUGGCGCACGGCCGCAAGGCGCACCACUACACCAUCGAGCGCGAGCUCAACGGCACCUACGCCAUCGCGGGCGGCCGCGCGCACGCCAGCCCCGCCGAGCUGUGCCGCUACCACUCGCAGGAGCCCGACGGGCUGGUGUGCCUCCUCCAGAAGCCCUUCCCCCGGCCGCCCGGCGUGCAGCCCAAGACCGGGCCCUUCGAGGACCUGAAGGAGAACCUCAUCCGCGAGUACGUGAAGCAGACCUGGAACCUGCAGGGCCAGGCGCUGGAGCAGGCCAUCAUCAGCCAGAAGCCGCAGCUGGAGAAGCUCAUCGCCACCACCGCCCACGAGAAAAUGCCCUGGUUCCACGGGAAGAUCUCCCGGGACGAGUCCGAGCAGAUCGUCCUGAUCGGGUCCAAGACGAACGGGAAGUUCCUGAUCAGGGCCCGGGACAACAACGGGUCCUACGCCCUGUGCCUGCUGCACGAGGGCAGGGUGCUGCACUACCGCAUCGACAAGGACAAGACAGGGAAGCUCUCCAUCCCCGACGGGAAGAAGUUUGACACGCUCUGGCAGCUGGUGGAACAUUACUCUUAUAAACCAGAUGGUUUGCUCCGAGUCCUCACAGUUCCAUGCCAAAAAAUCGGCGGGCAAGGGGGACACGUGAAUUUCGGAGGCCGCCCCCAGCCGCCCAGUGCCAGCCCUGCGGCUUGGACAGCCGGUGGAAUCAUCUCGAGGAUCAAAUCCUACUCUUUUCCCAAGCCCGGCCACAGGAAGGCCUCACAGGGGACCCGGCCCGAGAGCACCGCGACCUUUAACCCCUACGAGCCGGAGGGAGCACCCUGGGCCUCUGACAGAGAGCCCCAGAGAGAAGCGCUGCCCAUGGACACGGGGGUGUACGAGAGCCCCUAUGCGGACCCCGAGGAGAUCCGGCCCAAGGAGGUCUACCUGGACCGGACGCUGCUGACGCUGGAGGACAAGGAGCUGGGCUCCGGCAACUUCGGCACCGUGAAGAAGGGCUACUACCAGAUGAAAAAAGUUGUGAAGACGGUGGCUGUGAAAAUCCUGAAAAACGAGGCCAACGACCCGGCUCUGAAAGACGAGCUGCUGGCAGAGGCCAACGUCAUGCAGCAGCUGGACAACCCGUACAUCGUGCGCAUGAUCGGCAUCUGCGAGGCCGAGUCCUGGAUGCUGGUCAUGGAGAUGGCCGAGCUGGGCCCGCUCAACAAGUACCUGCAGCAGAACAGACACGUCAAGGACAAGAACAUCAUCGAGCUGGUCCACCAGGUGUCCAUGGGGAUGAAGUACCUGGAGGAGUGCAACUUCGUGCACAGAGACCUGGCGGCGAGGAACGUCCUGCUGGUGACGCAGCACUACGCCAAGAUCAGCGACUUCGGGCUGUCCAAGGCCCUCCGCGCCGACGAGAACUACUACAAGGCGCAGACGCACGGGAAGUGGCCGGUGAAGUGGUACGCCCCCGAGUGCAUCAACUACUACAAGUUCUCCAGCAAGAGCGACGUCUGGAGCUUCGGGGUGCUCAUGUGGGAAGCGUUUUCCUACGGGCAGAAGCCGUAUCGGGGGAUGAAAGGAAGUGAGGUGUCCGCGAUGCUGGAGAAAGGAGAGAGGAUGGGGUGCCCUCCGGGGUGUCCGAGAGAGAUGUACGAGCUGAUGACCCUGUGCUGGACCUAUGAGGUGGAGAGCAGGCCUGGCUUCGCAGCGGUGGAGCUGCGGCUUCGCAAUUACUACUACGACGUGGUGAACUAA
Molecule: messenger RNA, 1893 nt
Organism: Pipistrellus nathusii (Nathusius's pipistrelle)
Lineage: Eukaryota; Metazoa; Chordata; Mammalia; Chiroptera; Vespertilionidae
Source: the annotation of a GenBank genome assembly